Molecule: messenger RNA, 938 nt
Organism: Tachyglossus aculeatus (Australian echidna)
Lineage: Eukaryota; Metazoa; Chordata; Mammalia; Monotremata; Tachyglossidae
Gene: MSRB2
Product: methionine sulfoxide reductase B2
Exons: 5
Coding region: 1-531 (176 amino acids)
Biological process (GO): response to oxidative stress; protein repair
Cellular component (GO): cytoplasm
Molecular function (GO): peptide-methionine (R)-S-oxide reductase activity
Source: RefSeq, a predicted model, not a curated record
AUGUUGUGCCGUGUCCUCCGUGGCGCCUCCCCUCGGGCCUCCGCGGUACUGCCGCCCAGGCUGGGGAGGGGACGCGGGGCCUUGGCCUGGCCCUCACGCUCGGGCGCAGAUUCAUGUUCUCCUACUCAAAAUGAGUCAACCACUGACGGGAAAAAGAAACUGACUCCAGAGCAAUACUAUGUUACCAGAGGAAAAGGAACGGAGCCGCCUUUCAGUGGGAUCCAUUGGAAUAACACAGAACGAGGAAUGUACCACUGUGUGUGCUGUGACAUGCCCCUGUUCAGUUCGGAGAAGAAGUUCUGUUCUGGCACUGGGUGGCCUUCAUUCCUGGAGGCCCACGGGACUCAGGGCACCGAUGAGAGCAAAGCUGGCAUCCUGAGAAGGCCUGACCACAGCCUGGGCCCAGCUCGCACUGAGGUUGUCUGCAAAAGGUGUGAGGCCCACCUGGGCCAUGUGUUUGACGACGGUCCUCCGCCGACUGGACAGCGGUUCUGUAUCAACAGCGUCGCGCUGACCUUUAAGCCAAGUUAGAGGCAGGCCAACUCAACCUAACUCCGGACGCACGACCCCACCCGGCCCGCAAGGAACGCUUCUUCUCGAAUGGCACUGGAUUGAAAGUCUUGCACGUGGGAAUUUGAAACUAAAUCACGGUUAGAGUAUUUUAGAGUGUUUUCACCAGCCGCUCCCUCCCUGCCUUUAGUUCUGAACGUUUAAGGAUGUUUGAUCUUUACCCAGAAUAUGAGUCAGCUCAUCUAAACAUUUUAUGAGUCGUUUGUUCCAGCAAUCAGGUUUGUAAGUGGUCUGCAGUUAACAGGUACUUGUAAAGGGUGGUGACACAGGAAAAUGAAUGUUGAAUUACCCUAGUGGAUUAAACAGUCUGCAUUAUUUGGCUGUAAAUGGAAAAGAUUUGGGAAAAAUAAAUAUAUGUCUCUUUUGAA